AUUAAUAAAAUUUAUGAUUCACCAUCUCUUCUGCAAUGUCUGAAGCUACUAGUGGCCCUGGCCGGGGAGUCAGUUUUCGUCGGCGCAGACCUUAUCUCCAGGAACUUUUGCAAGGCGGGCGGAGGAGAACUCUUAAUUCAAAGCAAUCAAAUGAAAGGUCGUCAAGCGUUUCAAGCCCAACUGAAAACGAUCCCGUGUUGUUACAAGGACAUGAUGGUGGCGUUGCUGAAGUAAAGCAUGGUGAGCUGCUUAAAACAUCUCGCUCAAAAGUUACCGGUAAAGUACAUGGGCCUCCUAGAAGACGGAGGUUUCGUUUGACAGAACAAUCUCUGGAAUAUUUUCAACCCUUUAGUCAGGUUAAAGUUCGUCGUACGUUUCCUUUGACUAGUAUGGAAAAGAUUGAACUUGUAUCGGACAGUCCAGCAUCAUUUCGUAUUACUUUUCAUAAUUUUGUGAUGGAGCUUGAAGCAUCUAAUCCUUUUGAAGCAAAGCAAUGGGUUGAUGCCCUCACUGAAUGUGUCUCAAAAUGGACAGAGGAUACAACAGCAAUAAAUCAGAGUGAUGAAGACAACAUUUCUUCCUGUAGUUUUGAUGACCUUUGUCAUGAAAAUAGUGAGUCAGCUGCUUCAUCAGCAAAACCACCAACUGAUAGUUUGCUAUUACCAAUCAUGACACAACAAAGAAGUGACUCUGAACUGGAAACCUCUACUAGCCAUCGUUUUCCUGGAAAACAAAGAAAAUUAAUAUUGCAUAGACAUGGAUAUCGAAGAAGGAGUAAAACAUCAGGAGCUAUAUUAAGGAGGCAGAGCACUGACGAUGAUCCAUAUAAUGCUGAGCAUCGAAGAAGAAAAACAAUUCGAAGAAAAUUGCGCCUUGCACCAAAAUUAGAAAAGCAAAAGGCUGUGAUAAAUACAUCUACAGACGAAAAGUUUGAUUUCAAAAAGUUGCAUGGAGAUUUUGCUAUGAUAAAGUACCCACGCAGAAACAGAUGGGCUAUCCCAAGUGAAAAGAUAUUUUCAAUUGAUAAAGAUAACUUGCAAGUAAUGUGGAAAAAAACAUCAUCUGCUAAAGUUAAGAUGUCAUCUUUCUUGAGGUUAGAUUCGAUUUUGGAAGUACGGCUGGGCCAGCAAUCAUAUGGUUUUGAAAGAUUUCCUUAUGCUGAAGUAGAUGAACAGUCCUUUUCUCUAAUGUAUGAAAACGUAAAAGGAAAGUAUGCUCGGCUAGAAUCACUGGACUUGGUUUGUGACCAUCCUAGACAUUUUGAUGAAUGGAUUAAAGGAUUGGACUCUUUGCAAAUUGGGCCAAUAACUAGUAUGUUUCCGACAAGGUAUGAAAAUACUGACCCAACUUUAAUCUGGUUAAAGAGGUACUGGACUCUGUGUCAAGAUAAACAUGAGCUAAAUGAAAGGGAUGCUUAUUUCUUAGUCAGAUUUUUUAAUCCUAAUGUCAAUGCUCAUCAACUCAAGCGCCUUGUUACAGAAGCUCAUAGCAAUCAACAUGAAGCAACUAUUGGACAUGGCAACACAUUAAAAUGGGAUGGAUUUGUUCUUCUGUAUAACAUAAUGUGUGGUGAAACUGGCAGGUUGUACAAAAUAUUUCAAUCAUAUGCUAUCACUCAUAAACGCCUUGGUCUGACAGUAAAUGAGUUUAGAGAUUUUUUGCAGAAGGAGUGCUAUUGGAAAGAUGAAGAUUGUAGCCACCAUCGACUAAAAGAAUUGAUCAGUUUCCAUGAUCACCAUCACAGAUCUUUCAAGAAGUUCACCAGCAGCAACAAGCCAAGUAACUGGAAGAAAUCUACCCGUCUCCUUUCAUUUGCUGGAUUUUUAAGCUUCCUUCGUAGUAAACAAAACUCUCCAGUAAAUCCUCUUCACAAUACUGUCUAUCAAGAUAUGGAUCAGCCACUGUCCCAUUACUUUAUUAAUUCUAGUCAUAACACAUACCUUGAAGGAGAUCAAAUUAAAGGAACUUCAUCCCUUGAUGCUUAUGCUAGGGCACUCUUGUUAGGUAGCAGGUGUAUUGAAAUAGACUGCUGGGAUAAUAAUCUUGGAAGCGAACCAAUUAUAUAUCAUGGAUACACCCUCACAACAAAGCUGAACUUCAGUGAUGUUGUGCACACUAUUAAGGACUAUGCAUUUCGAAUGACACACUAUCCGCUCAUUAUCUCAAUUGAGAACCAUUGUAGCAGUGCUCAACAAGCUAAAAUGGCUACCAUUUUUGUGCAAGAGCUGAAAGAUCAAUUAGGUCAAAGUAUGCUGCCUACAGAAAAUCUUGUUGAGGGACCUGAUUUUUCAAGACGUCGAUUGCCUUCACCAUUAGAACUUCAAGGCAAAAUACUAUUGAAGGGUUCAUGGCAUGCACAAUCAAGCAAACCUACAGCAUCAAAGGCUUCCAAAGCCUUUCUGAUGAUGAAAAAAACUUCUAUGGAUCUUCUUGGAACCUCUGAUGCAAAGGCACAGGCAGUUGAUAACCCUGCUAAUCAAACUCUUCCUAACCCUCCUAAUGAAAAGUUACCUGAUAAUGAUACUGAUAAGAAAAAUGUGUAUAUAUUUGAACCUAAAGGUUCUGUACGCAGAGAAGGAUCAAGUUUCAGACGUCAAGUCAAACAACAUCACGGUAACAUUGAAAUACCUGAAGAUGAUCAAGAACUAUUAUACACUGAAACAUCAGAUGACUUGAAAAAAUUGAUAGUCUAUUGUCGGAGUACUUCAAUUAAGCCAUGGAGUUGGACUGAACAGAAGUUAACCUCAAUAUGUCAGAUGUUUUCUUUUUCAGAAAUUUCCCUUGAUAAGCAUUGUAAACGGUCUCCUAAAGAAAUGAUGCGUUGCUCUGAGCGUCAGCUAGUAAGAACAUAUCCUCGUGGUUCCCGAAUUGAUUCUAGUAAUUUUGACCCCAUUCCAUUUUGGAAUCAUGGGAUUCACAUGGUUGCUCUGAAUUACCAAACACCAGACAUGUUUAUGCACUUGAAUCAGGGUCGUUUUCGACAAAACGGAGGUUGUGGUUACAUUCUCAAGCCUGAAAUAAUGAGAAGAGCAAAUCCUGGUGCAUGUUUGCAGCCUUUUGAUGUAAACAUGAAAGAGCCUCACCCAUUAGUACCUGUUUGCAAUUUUGAACUUGAGUUACUGUCUGGACAGAAUUUGGCUCCAUUGGGGAGGAAAUCUACUAAUUUCUCUGUGCAUAUUAGCCUUUGUGGUAUACCUGAAGAUUGCAGUGAAAUAAUGAAGGCAGAAACAGUUGAUUCAUUCUGGCCUCAGUGGCCAGAGAAUCAACAUACUCUGAAACGUCGCAUAUUGAUGCCAGAAUUGUGUCUUCUUUACAUUCGUGUGAUUAGCGACAGAACACUCCUUAUUGGCCAGAAUUGCAUUGCUAUAUCUAGUUUGUGUCCAGGAAUUAAAUUUAUUCAAAUGCGUAAAUCUAGCGGUGAGCUUGUACCAGAGUCUGGAAUCUUUGUAUGGAUUAAGACUGAGUUUGAAACUCAUGCACAAUUACAAGCAUCUUCACUUGAGCAAGAUAUUACAUGUAAUGGAAGUGGUAACGUUUCAGAAAAUGACUUAGUAGUUACUGCUGAGCAAAACCAUGAUUCCCAAAGUAUUGACUCUACUUCUGCAGCUGAGACACAGUUCCAUAUUCAAUCACAAGAUGAAGGCAGUGACAGAGAGGUGCAAACUCUUGAAGUACAUGUGGAUGUUUAUUGAAUAAAAAUACCAUUUUUUGAUAAAACAACAAUGAUAAAUAUUUUAUUGAUUAUUAUUUUUUACUGAUAUUUUUUUAAGUUUUUAAGAUUGGUCACUACAAAACAA
Messenger RNA from Amphimedon queenslandica, 3797 nucleotides. Its product is annotated as 1-phosphatidylinositol 4,5-bisphosphate phosphodiesterase delta-4-like. Gene Ontology annotation, molecular function: phosphatidylinositol-4,5-bisphosphate phospholipase C activity. The transcript has 26 exons. The record is from RefSeq and is a predicted model, not a curated record. The coding region runs from base 36 to 3692 and encodes 1218 amino acids. Lineage: Eukaryota; Metazoa; Porifera; Demospongiae; Haplosclerida; Niphatidae. Gene Ontology annotation, biological process: release of sequestered calcium ion into cytosol; lipid metabolic process; phosphatidylinositol-mediated signaling.